Syngnathus typhle (broad-nosed pipefish) is the source of this 6579-nucleotide messenger RNA. Its product is annotated as low-density lipoprotein receptor class A domain-containing protein 4-like. The record is from RefSeq and is a predicted model, not a curated record. Gene Ontology annotation, molecular function: R-SMAD binding. NCBI's taxonomy places the organism in Eukaryota, Metazoa, Chordata, Actinopteri, Syngnathiformes, Syngnathidae. Bases 725 to 1651 code for a protein of 308 amino acids. Gene Ontology annotation, cellular component: early endosome membrane; Golgi membrane. The transcript is spliced from 8 exons. Gene Ontology annotation, biological process: negative regulation of transforming growth factor beta receptor signaling pathway.
UCCGUAGAACAAGGUGGCUGCCAGCGGCGUGCGAUGUACAGUGAGGCAGCUGUGGUUGGAUUUUGCUUCCCUGACUCGCAGCCACUGUAGUGUUGCUGAACUUGACAUCCAGCAUCACAAAGCUGCACGGUCACCUCAAAGCGGGACUUUUUCAAUGACAGCUUUGAAGAUGUUAGAAGACCUGAUAAAGAUUCCAUCGUCUCAGCAGGGGUCAACCGCAACCAACUUGGCACUGCUGGACCAAGACUGACUCCCACGGAUGGACCUGUAAUGGUGCCAGUGUGAGCGUUUCAGACUGCACCAACAGGACAAAUGACAGAGGAAAGACAGUGAGAGCCAAAUUGCACAAGUUGGAGAAGGACAAGGCCGCACGUUGAUUAGACCGUGACACAGGCCGAGAAGACGGAGGCAGACGCACGCUAGGAGAAUCUGCUGGAAAUGGAUGAGAUGCUUGUCUGCAGACAGACAGAUUAAAAGAGCGGUAGCACCGACCCUCAAAGGCAACCCGACCGUCACGCCACUGCUGUUCAGCUUGCAACACAAGAAUUGCGAGUGCAAUUUGUUUCCAUGCUGAUGACGAAAGAUGGCUGCGAGUCUGGUCGGAGAUGCACCUUCCUCUCGUCCGCCCAUUCUUGCCCCAGUGGCGUCGGGUCUGACCGGUUAAGGUUGGCCUGUUGGCCAUCGCAGCAUUGGCGGCAGCUGUCAGAGUGCUGGAAGGAGCACUAUGCAGGAAACUGACUCGCCAGACACAAACGCAUUCAAAGAGUGCAAGUUCCACUGCACCAAUGGGAAUUGUUUGCGCCUGGGCUCACUGAUCUGCAACCAGCUCAAUAAUUGCGGGGACAACAGCGAUGAGGAGAACUGCCCCAUGGUCACCCAGCACCCUCCACCGGGCAUCUUCAACUCUGAACUGGAGUUUGUUCAGAUCAUCAUCAUCAUCGUGGUGAUGACCGUCAUGGUGGUGGUGAUCAUCUGCCUGCUCAACCAUUACAAGCUCUCCACCUUCAUAACAAGGCAGAGCCAGGCCCGUCGGCAUGACCAUUCCCUGCAGCAGGAUGGUUGCCUGUGGCCUUCAGACAGCAACUCGCGACAAGGAGCCUCCGAGGUGUUAUAUGCCCCCCAGGCCAGGGAUCGCUUCACCGCUCCCGCCUUCAUGCACAGAGACCGCUUUAGCCGCUUUCAGCCCACCUAUCCGUACCUGCAACACCAGAUUGACCUGCCGCCCACCAUCUCGCUGUCAGACGGCGAGGAGCCGCCCCCGUACCAGGGACCCUGCACCCUGCAACUCCGCGACCCCGAGCAGCAGAUGGAGCUCAAUCGGGAAUCGGUGAGGGCGCCGCCUAACAGGACCAUCUACGACAGCGACUUGAUCGACGUUGGAGGCGGCGGAGGGCCCAGCGGCCCCAGGCCACCGAGCAGUAACUCGGGCAUCAGCGUGGCCAACUCCAGUCUCCACGGGCGCAUGGAAGCCCCCCCGCCCGCGUACAGCGAAGUGAUCAGCUCCACAUUCUUUCUUCACCAGCUAAGCAAUAACCAAAGGGUGGGGGAAUGCGGGGAGCCAGGAAGCAGGAUGAUCCGGCCGCAGGGCCAAUCAGAAAGCACAAUAGAACCUUCCAAGACGAAGGACGGCCAACCGGAGGACCUGGUGUGAGCGGGACCACCCAAAGACCUUGGUCUCUCACUCUCGCGCCUUUGUCCAGGCUCCUGUGCACAACAAACAGCAAUUAUAGCUUCUACAAAUCAAGGAAAGAGAGAAAGUCCUUUUUUUUCCGCCCGCUCUUUCUGCUCUUACCAACCAGUCGGCAAUCACUGCUGGGGCAGAAUUCUGCUGUGCAUGGAGUCUUGUCUUCAACAAGAAAGGUUGGAGGACACAAAUGGAAACCUUAUCUGGAGGAAUGGAGGAGGAUAGCUUCUUUUCUUUUUGUUUUUUAUUGUUGUUAUUAUUUUUUUGUACACUUUUUUGGACCGGGAUCUGUGCACAAAGCCAGGACGGAGAAUCAAAGGACCUAAAUAAAACAAGUGACUCACACACACACACACACACACACACACACACAAAUAUCUUAGUGCCAAGGUUCACGAGGAAACAAACUACGGGGAGAGGAAAGAGACAGACUUUGAGAAAAAAAAAAUCGAAGUUAUCUAAAAGUUGCACUAUCUUUUUGUUGUUAAAGAGGGAAAGUAUAUGUUUAAUUUCGUUUUCUGUCUUACAAAUGGACCGAGUGACUGAACUUUAGCUCCAAAGGUGUUUGGCGAGCAAAAACCAAGUAUUAUAAGCUUAUAUCCUAUUUUAUUAUUAUUAUUAUUUUAAAAAGCCUAUUACAUCUGGGCCUGCUUUCACCACAGGCACAUUGAGACUCCUGCCAUGCUUCAUUCAGCUAGUGAGGGCAGAACACGCGAAUGUUCCUGGGCAGCUGGGUGGACAAACUCUCCAAGACCUCACAACAUGCUGUGCGACAUUUUCAGUUAAGAUUCAAACCAUCCAAUUGUACACCCAACUCCUCAAAAACUUCAAUUUCUAUAAUGAUGACAUCAGUCACUGAAAAACGACCUAUAUUGAUGUUUGCUAUAGUGACCUGUACCUGCACCAAAAUGACAGAAUCUUUAUUUUCUCCAUCAAACAAAAUACAAAAAGUCUGUCCACCCAGCUGUCUGCUCAUAGCAUUGUGUCGUUUCCUGUAUCGUCCCCCCCCCCCCCCCCCCCCGUUCCCCCCUAACAGUGCAUUUUGAGUGAAGUCUGCCAUGGUGGUAAAGAAAAAUCGUCAUUAUCAUAUCGCUACAAUCAAAGCAAGACGACACACGUAGCGAGGAUUGCUGUGGACGGCAAGAUUUUGUGCAAACAGUCCAAGGGCUACAGGAGGCCUCCUUUUCUGAAAGGGAGACCAAACAAUUUGAAAAGCUAGCCUUUCUCUCUGUUCAUUGUUGCCUUCUCUACUCUUGUGCUUUCUCUUUUCUUGAGCUUGUUUUCAUUGGGAACAUUCAGUGUGCCCUCCCUACUCCUUCCUCUCCACCGCAUUUUUUUUGAGGUCAUCUUUUUCUUCGAUCCAUGUGGAGAAAAUAACGCUGAGUCCGCCAAUCCCCUUUAAAGUGGAGACUGGAUUUUGCUUGAGCACCGGGCUCGUCCUGCUUCCUGCUGGCUGCAUUUUGUGUGCGAGCGUGCGAGAGACCUUUUAACAACACACAAAAAAAGCACAGCACUUAAUGUGACUGUUGAAGCAAAAUGUGUAUGUGCCUGUGUGUUUUGGCUGCUUUACUUUAAGUUUUGACAUUCAAGGACAUUUGGCACUCGUCUACAUUGGCGCAGAAUUAAUGAAGCCUUCAUUAGAAUUCAAAGUCUCACUUUGCCAGAGGUGAAUGAUGGGAGAGAAUAGAGUAAAAUUACAACAACAACAAAAAACAUGCCGCAGUCCAAUCCAGGCUGUAAUGUUCCACUUGUCAUCACUGGGGAUCCUGAGAUUUUUCUAAAAAUGAGCCUCCCAUCAGAAAACAGAAAACAUCGGGAGGCUUCUCUGACUCCUGUGUUGACCCAUUUUUUUCUUCUUUUUUUUUUUUUAACAUAGCCUAAUCUAAUUUGAAAACAUUUGUUUUUUGUUGGUCAAAUAAUAUAAUUGCAAUAUCCAGAUCGAAAGAACUACACGUGGUUCCCCAUUUUGCAUGAAGUAAUCUUAUGCCACUGUGCAAUCAGGUUUCUUGUACACUAUUCGUCCCAUUUGGACCGUCAUAAAGUGAGGAGCCCAUGCAGAAGAUUUUCUUUUUCUUCCCUUUGAUAUCGCCUCAUUCAACACAUAUUCAAAGUUAUCGGCAUGGCGGCCUUAAUGAACUGAAAGUUAAGUUAUGCUCGUCAGUUUGAAUGAAGAAGGCCUUCUCGUUCUGUGUGCGUGUUACAUUGCUGCUGCUAUUGCUGCUACUGCUUUUUUUUUUUUUUUUUGCUACUGCUGCUUGUCGAGCCCCUCCCAUGCCCAUCUUUUCCCUCAAACUAAGUCAAGUCAAGUUUAUUUGUAUAGCCCUAAAUCACAAGCAGUCUCAAAGAGCUUCACAUAGACAAAAAUGGACAAUUAUUCUCAAAGCAUCCCCUGAUCUUAAGCUCCCAAAGAUCAAAACAUAAGAGGUCUGAAACUCCGCAGUCAAACGUUUCCACAUUGGGACCAAAUUGGCUUCAUGCGAGAGGAAAGAAAUAGCAUCCAUCGUUUUCUUCAUUCUUCACAUGAUUGUCCCAAAAUGUAUGGGCCUUUGAUUGGGGGGGGGGGGGGGGGCUGCUUCAAACUCAUUUUACUUUGUUUUCUUAAGCUUUUUUUUUUCUUUUCUUUCUUCCUUGCUUCUUCUGUCUACUCGGUCGUGGCUUGUAAAUGGGGGAUACAAAGAUUAACUAUGUUUUCUACAAGGACGUUUGCAUGUUACAAUUAUUUGAGUUUUUUGGAUUUUAUUUUUAAAAAAAAGGUGCCUAAUGUUCAUGUUUGAGCAGACCACAUCAGUCCAACUGCUGCUUUGGAGUCUUUACAGCUGCUUUAUUGAGGGUGCUCCAGCUGUCUUGAGUGCAAGCAGAAAAAAAAUGCUAACGUUAGCCAAUUAAGCAGUACACGUGUUGAUUCCCAUCCAAACGUGGCCUCCAUGUACAUUUAUGUUUUCUUGGAAUUUCAACCUGAGCGCGCAUACGUGGAUCGCCACCUUUCACCUCUGCACUGCAUGUUGAGCUCCCAAGUUCAGAAUAGUAGUACACUGACGCAGCAGCCCCUCCACAGUAAAGCAGCUGGACCCAUUUCAACCAGUAAGUUGAUGUGUGUGCGUAUGUGUGCGGAGCAGACAUAGGAACCCACUUGCACUCAAAAAAAGCUCCCACCUUUGUUGUGCCUCACUUCCAACGGUGCUUUUUCAGUAGUCUGUCUUUUGUUUGUAAGGUGCUGUAUAUAACUUGAAUAUAUAUUAUGCACAUAUCCUACCCAAUGGGUAGACACCACAAAAAUGUUGUGAAUAAUGUAACAUAAUGUAUAGAAAAUAUAAAACUUAAGAAGGCAGCAUCAAAUUUGUAAAGGCCUCCAAGUUAAAAAAUUUGCUUCGUCUUUUUUGGAAAUAUGAAAGUAUGCUUCGAAUACGGUUAUAUCACAAAAUGUGCUCCCUCAUACAGUUGAUUGAAGGAGACGACGAAUGAGAUAGAUGAAGACGUUGACACUUGUCGCCAUUCUUUGGUUACUGGCCGGCAGAUUUCCUAAAGCAACGAACGACUACUAAAUGUGUAGUCGACACCUUUCGCUCUCUCUCGAGAAAAAACAAAACAAAAAACAUUUAUGACGUACACACAGUGUGUUGCGUGUGCUGCAACCUCAGCCAAGUCACGUGAAGGUCAACUUGCAUUGUUCAAUGUCCAUUUAUAUGGGACAUGUCUACAAGUCUGAUGUCCACUGAAGUUGGAAAAAUAAGGUUUAUGUUUGUACCCACCUAUUCUUUUUAAUAUGUUGUAGUCAACAUGGAUGGGCAUAAUAAUCGAUUACAGUAAUUUUGAGGCAAAAUGGAGCACGCCACUCAUAACUGCUGUCAAAAGAACUACGUGACAUUAAAUAGGGAAAAGUCACCGCAGCAGGAGUUAAGAACAUUCACAGAACUUUCCACAAUUGAUUGAGGAAUAUGAAUCAAAUCCCAUUCCUUAGUUUACUUGAAGGUUUGUUAAUCUGCCAAAGUAUAGAAUCUUUGUCCAUGACCCGAUUGUCAAAUAAGAACAUCAUCAAAGUAUGCGUGUGCGUCUGUGCGUACGUACUCAGCAGUGUGAGAGCAAACAGGAAAAUUGCAGAUAAAUCAAUUAAUUGUACUUUGUGUUUUUUUGUUGUUCAUGAUGUUAAAAUGCCACAGUAUAUUUGAGCAAGAUCUUGUGUUUAAUCCGCAGUCAUUUAUUUACAGACGUACUGAAAAAUACUCCACUGUACUUAACGGCAGAGCAUGUUCGUUCUUUCUAGACAAUGUACAUAGCAAUGCGCCAUUUUCUCUUCAAAGCACCAAAUAAGUGGCAGUUGUCUCUCUGGAUGAAUUCCUGUUAGCUCCUCUAUUUUCCUUUUCUUUUUCCUCCUUUGUUGGUUUCCUGCACUAGCUUGAAGGACUAACUUCAAUUCAGACUGAUUUUUUCUUUCUGAAUUGUCUAUGCGGCACGCUCUGUAUGACCUUUUUUUGAUGAGAAGUCCAGUGUCCAGUGUCAAGUGCUUGCUAACAAAGUGUUUCAUCAAGAAUUAUAUCAGAAAUUUUCUCAUUUUCAUAAUUCUCUGUCACAGCGGUUACUAUAGGACUGCUUCCGUCAUUAGUUUGCUUUAUUUACAAAUAUACUUUUGUUUUCCCACAUCUUGCCCCCCCCCCUCCUCUGUAUGUAUGAAAGUAUGUGCACACACACAGAGGGGUAAAAUUGUUGUGUACCUUCUUUUUUUAUUUAAGAAAUUGUGAUGUAUACUAGGUUUUAGGCCUAAGGUCUGUUAUUGCAAUACUUUUACAAAAAAUACAAAAAAAAAAUGUUGCUCCAAGUGCUGUUGUAGUCAAAACCUUUCUGUUUGUAAUCAUGCUGUAGUUAAACUACAGUCUAAAAUGAAUAAAACUUUAAAAGUG